AUGUAGCAAAUUUAUAGAUCAUUCAAUAGCAAAAGCAUUUUCCAUUCAUCCAACCUCUUGAAAGAAAGGUUGAGAGAGAUUAUACCAAUCAAAUAAGCUUUAUUAAGAGACAUUAGAAAGUAAUAUGGAUAGAAAGAAAUCUGCAAAGUGACUGUAGAUUAAGCCAUAGGAGGAAUGAGAAAUGUGUUUGGUUUGUUUUAUGAUAUUUCAUUGUUGGAUUCAAAAACCGGUAUCACAUUCAGAGAUUACAAUAUUCCAGAAAUUUAGGAAUACCUCUAGAAAGCCAAAAAUGGUAAUGAGCCAUUGCCUGAAGCUUUAUUUUGGUUAUUAUUGACAGGUGAUUUCCCUUCAGAUCAAGAAUUUAAAUUUGUUUAAGAAGAAUGGAAGAGAAGAGGAGAAUUAGACUAAGAGACCGUAAAAUUCAUCACAAGUCUUCCAAAACAACUACAUCCAAUGACAAUGUUGUCUUAGAGUGUCUUAUACUUAUAAAAGGAUUCAACAUUUUAAUAGGCUUAUGAAAGCGGAAAAGCCACUAAACCAUAAUAUUGGGAAUACUAUUAUGAAGAUGCAAUGGACUUGGUUGCCAAACUCCCAAGAGUUGCAGCUUUAAUUUAUAGACAUAAAUAUAAAAAUGGAAAUUUGAUUAGCAGUGAUAAUUCAUUAGAUUGGGCAGCCAAUUACUCGCAUAUGAUGGGUUUCGAUCAAUUUAAUGCUUAUGAAUUAUUUAGAAUGUACUUAAGCAUUCAUGCAGAUCAUGAAGGAGGAAAUGUGAGUGCCCAUGCUACUCAUUUAGUUGGUUCUGCUUUGGCUGAUCAAUACUUGUCAUAUUCAGCUGGUAUUAAUGGUUUGGCUGGACCUCUUCAUGGCUUAGCAAAUUAAGAAGUUCUUAAAUGGUUGAUUGAAAUUAGAGAAAAAUUAGGAGAUAAAGUUUCAAAUGAAAAGAUUUAAGAAUAUGUCUUAAAUACCAUUAGAGAAGGAAGAGUAGUACCAGGAUAUGGACAUGCUGUCUUAAGAUAUACUGAUCCAAGAUAUAUUCAUUAAAAGAAUUUUGCUGAAAGAUUGAUUAAAGAUGAUCCACUUGUUGAGCUUGUUAAAUAAUGUUACCAUGUUAUUCCACCUGUUCUUAAGACAAUAGGAAAGAUUUAAAAUCCAUGGCCCAAUGUUGAUGCACAUUCAGGAGUUCUAUUAAAUCAUUAUGGAUUGAAAGAAUUUGAAUAUUACACAGUUGUGUUUGCCGUUUCAAGAGCACUUGGAUGCACUGCAAACUUAGUUUGGGCUAGAGCCUUUGGAUUACCAAUUGAAAGACCAGGAUCUAUCACAAUGAGAUGGAUUGAAGAAAAGUUUGGAGAAAAUUAAUCUGUUAAAUGAAAAUGUUUUGUAUGUUAAAUUUAAAAUAAAAA
Messenger RNA from Paramecium tetraurelia, 1400 nucleotides. RefSeq lists its product as uncharacterized. Gene Ontology annotation, biological process: tricarboxylic acid cycle; carbohydrate metabolic process. The record is from RefSeq and is a predicted model, not a curated record. The transcript has 4 exons. Lineage: Eukaryota; Ciliophora; Oligohymenophorea; Peniculida; Parameciidae. Gene Ontology annotation, cellular component: mitochondrial matrix.